UUUUAUUUAGCAUCGGAACUAUUAUUAUAUUACUAAUUGUGCAAUAUAUGGCACAGUACUAUGCAAAAAUUAAAAAGUACCCACCUGGCCCGAAACCGUUACCAAUUUUUGGCAAUAUUUUAAUGUUCUGGAACUACCAAACGAGGGGACACUGGAAUCACGAGCUCAUUGACCUGGCUAAAAUAUACGGCCCAGUGUUUACCAUAUGGGGUGGACCAUGGCCAAUUAUCAUUGUGUGCGAUGUUGAUAUUGCCAAGGAGGCUUUCAAUAAAAGUGAUUUUUCAGGCCGCCCACCUUCUGACCUAGGUGAAAUAUUUUCAAACGAAAAUCACACCGAGAUUGCAUUUCGCGAUUAUGAUAAAACAUGGGAAGCUCUCCGUAAAGUUACACAUACGGCUGUAAUAAAAUACUCGCGAUUGGAUGAGCUGUCAAAUUGCGUUAACGAAGUGGUGGGCGACACAUACGACGAUAUAAUGAGCCGAUACGGCGCUAACCGGCCUUUCCCUGUAAAGGACUACGUGUUUGACCUGUUCUGUAAUGUUAAUGCGUUGACCACGCUCAGUCGAAAACUUCGGCCCGAAGAGAUUGUUAAAUUCAAAUACACGUCUGACACAUUCCAAACUGACCUGGGCAAUUCGCUGUUUUUGUACGAAUUCUUACCUAUCGCCCGAAAGUUAAUGUCGUAUCCGUUGAAAAAGUACCGAGACUAUUUUGACCAAGAGUUGCGUUUCACCUCGGACCAAUACGAGACACACGUCAAAACUUAUAACAAUGACCACAAGCGAAAUAUUUGCGAUUUGAUUAUUAGUGGCAAACAGGAGGCUCAGAGUCAGGGCAAAGACAUGGCCACCCAUUUGACCGACAUCAACAUGAAAGCCACCUUGAUCGAUAUGUUUUUGCCUACAUCUGACACGACUCACACGUUUCUAUGGAUACUGUUGUACAUCGCGUACUACCCGGAAGUUCAGCGCCGUAUACGCGAUGAGAUUGAGUGCAUAGUCGGCGACCGGUCGGCCAACCCGGAGGACAGGCAUCGGCUGCACUAUACCAUGUCAUACAUAUGGGAAAUGCAACGAAUCAGAAACUCGGUGCCCAUCGGGCUGUUUCACUCGGCCGUCAACGAUGCUAAACUAGGUGAAUAUGUGGUGCCAAAAGGUACGCCGGUUGUUGUGCACCAGUUAUCGAUACUGACGGAUGAGAAAUACUGGGACAAACCGUUGGAGUUUAAGCCGGAUCGUUUUUUGGACAACGAGGGCAAACAAAUUACGGUAAAACCCGCGGCGUUCAUACCGUUCAGCAUUGGUAAGAGAAAGUGUAUCGGCGAACAGUUGGCCACCACUACUCUGAUGUUGACCCUGGCCAAGGAGUCGGCCCAAUAUUUGACCGAUAUCAAUAUAACUGCAACUCUCAUUGAUAUAAUUAUAACUGCCACCGAUAAUGCGCACGUGUUUCAAUGGAUAUUACUAUUUGUGGCCUACUAUCCGGAGGUUCAGCGCAAAUUACGCCAAGAAAUAUCUAACGAGCUUGGUGAUCGGCCAGUGACCACCGAGGACAAACACCGCAAAUACAAUUUACCGGAGGGCACUAGUGUUGUGGUGCAACAAUAUUCAAUUCUUAUGGAUGAGAAAUACUGGGAUAAGCCGGAUGAGUUUAACCCUAGUCGCUUUCUGGACAAUGUGGGCAAACAAGUGGUGGUAAAACCGGCAGCUUUUAUACCCUUUGGUGUCGGCCGUCGACAGUGUAUUGGCGAACAGUUGGCCACAAAUACACUGUUUUUAUCUUUGGUCAGAUUAUUACAGUUAACCACCGAUUAUAACAUAACUAUCGAUAAGCCGGCCGCCGAUACACUCGACGCCGACCCCAUUAAUCUUUGGAUACAGUUUCCUAAACAGUAUAACAUUGUCCUCAAAAACCUAGCCAAGGAGGCAUUUGCCAAGGUGGAUUUCUCCGGACGACCCCCUUCUGAAUUAGGUGAAACAUUUGGCAACGCAGAAAUUGCCUUUAGCAAUUAUGGUAAGAUGUGGGAAACCCUACGCAAAGUGGGCCACAGUGCUAUGCGAUACAAAUUAAAUAAGGACCAAAUGGACAAGUUCAAAUACUGUUUCGACGGCUUUCAAUCCGACCUUGGUAACUGGCUAUUUCUAUACGAAUUUGUACCCAUAUUGCGCUACUUUAUGGCAAAUCCAUUGACAAAAUACAAACAAUAUUUCAACACAAUUAAAGGCGUCUUAAAAGAUAUCUAUGAAAAACACGCAAAAACUUACGAUAAGGAAAAUACAAACAAUUUUUGCGAUUUACUCAUUACUGCCAAACACGAGGCCGAGGCUCAGGCCAAGGGGUCGGCACAAUAUUUGACCGAUGACAAUUUGACCGCAACUAUUAUGGAUGUUAUAAUGCCCGGUUCUGAUUUAAACCAUCAGUUUCAAUGGAUAUUACUAUUUGUUGCUUAUUAUCCUGAAGUUCAACGUAAACUACGUCAAGAGAUAGCCAAUGAGCUUGGUGAUCGACCGGUUGUCACCGAGGACAAACAUCGUAUGCACUACACCAUGGCUUAUAUUUGGGAAAUUAUGCGAUAUAAAAAUAUUGCACCCAUCGGCUUCUUUCAUCUAACCAUCAAGGACUCAAAAAUUGGUAAAUACAGUAUACCAGCUGGCACUAGUGUUGUGGUACAACAAUAUUCAAUUCUACUUGAUGAAAAAUACUGGGAUAAGCCGGAUGAGUUUAACCCUGGUCGCUUUUUGGACAACGAGGGCAAACAAGUGGUGGUAAAACCGGCGGCUUUUAUACCCUUUGGUGUCGGCCGUCGACAGUGUAUUGGCGAACAGUUGGCCACAAAUUCACUGUUUCUAACUUUG
Medioppia subpectinata is the source of this 2855-nucleotide messenger RNA. The record is from the annotation of a GenBank genome assembly. Lineage: Eukaryota; Metazoa; Arthropoda; Arachnida; Sarcoptiformes; Oppiidae.